Messenger RNA from Nerophis ophidion (straightnose pipefish), 1875 nucleotides. RefSeq names its product transcription factor 7-like 1-A. Gene Ontology annotation, molecular function: RNA polymerase II cis-regulatory region sequence-specific DNA binding; DNA-binding transcription factor activity, RNA polymerase II-specific. The transcript has 4 exons. Gene Ontology annotation, cellular component: beta-catenin-TCF complex. Bases 18 to 938 code for a protein of 306 amino acids. Gene Ontology annotation, biological process: regulation of transcription by RNA polymerase II; canonical Wnt signaling pathway. NCBI's taxonomy places the organism in Eukaryota, Metazoa, Chordata, Actinopteri, Syngnathiformes, Syngnathidae. The record is from RefSeq and is a predicted model, not a curated record.
CAUUAACGCAGCCUUGAAUGUGUUUGUGUGUCCAGAAAAAAAAUCUGCCCGUGGUUCCACUGCCUGAAGGCGCCACCUUGCGUGCUGUUGGCAUGCUGAAUGGAGAAGUGUUGUACGCAGCGGUGGAGGCUUCUCAGGGUGCCACUGCUGCUGCUCCCCCGCCGCCAUCCACGUCCACCCCCUCUCCCAGGUCAGCAACUUCACGAUGUUCAAAAAGUACAAGACCUCGCCCUGAUGCUGAGUCUGUUGUGGUUCCAUGCAGCGGGAAGGCGAGUCUCCCCUGUUUCAGCCGGAAGAGGAAGUGCAAGCAGCGGCACCGGCGAGCUUGCAACAAAAAGCCUCCAAGCGCCUUCAUGUGUUUCUUGAGGGAGAAGCGCCCGGCGCUGAAGGCCCAGAUCGAGCAGAAGGACGCCGUGGGCGUCAACAAGCUGCUGGGACAGCUGUGGGCGUCGUUGACCAAGGAGCAGAAGGCCAAGUACUACGAGCAGGCCUAUGCGGAAAAGAAGCUCCUGGAGCAGAUGUCCUCUGACGGCUCCAGCAGCAAUGACGAAGUGCGUCGUCUACGCCUCGACACUUGCAGAAAGGUGAGCACCGUGACACGGCAUCUAAGCUGCGUGGUGUCUGCGUGCAGGGCGCCAACAAGAGGGGGCGGAACAGCAACGCAACCUCCUCUAGCCGCGCAGGUCGCCAAGAGGCCUGGGACACCCAAGAUGGCCCCUCCUCCUCCGAUUCCUGCACCUCCUCUUCCUCCUCAAUCUCCUCGUGGCUGGAGAACGUCAUCACCACCGAGGCGCACGACUCCCCGGCCGCCAAGGGCCCCGACUCAGGUGAGGAGUCCGACAUUGAAGGAAUGGACGCCAAGCUGCUGCACUUGCUCGGCUGCUGUUAGCCCCGCCCGCAGCCUGCAACACACUCACUCACUGUGUUUCUAUUUAUAAGUGUAAAUAAUGUAUAGUUAAUGAUAAAAAUCUAAAUUAUUUUAAUAUACACACCUUUUUGUUACAAUUCAAUGAUUUCAUUGUUGUGAUGCUGAGGGGAUACCUUGGAAACAUUUAAUGCAUCCAUAAACUGAGACGACCCAGUGGUACUUCAACCUACGAAUAUCUUAACACACGAGCUGUGUCUCGCCUUUUUUAUGACUAACUUGCAAACAAGGUUUAAGUUACGAGCCUCCACGCUGCUGGGGGGGCGCACUAAAGGUCAAAUGAAUGCCGGAAGAGCCGCCUCAAAACAUCGGUUCUCCUUGCUAGAAUGAGUUAAGAGCUACAGUUUGACAUUAGUGCUGCACCAAAUGAUUAUUUCUCAGAUCGGUUAAUCUUAUCGAUUAUUUUUUUCAGUAAAUCCCUAAAUUUGAUUUAUUUUUGUAUGAACCAUACAAACUGAAAUCCCCCAAAAUACAUGAACAAUUUUCUUACAUGUAGAAACUUGAAAUGCAUGUUGUUUGGUCGAAAUACAAAAGAAAAUUACCCGAAAGACACAUUUUAUUCCUUCGCCACCUUUAAAGGCCUACUGAAAUGAGAUUUUCUUAUUUAAACGGGGAUAGCAGGUCCAUUCUAUGUGUCAUACUUGAUCAUUUUGCGGUAUUGCCGUAUUUUUGCUGAAAGGAUUUAGUAGAGAACAUCUACGAUAAAGUUUGCAACUGUCAGUGCUAAGAGAAAAGCCCUGCCUCUACCGGAAGACGCAGACGAUGAUGUCACACGUGUGGGGGCUCCUCACAUAUUCACAUUGUUUUUAAUGGGAGCCUCCAACAAAAAGUGCUAUUCGGACCGAGAAAACGACAAUUUCCCCAUUAAUUUGAGCGAGGAUGAAAGAUUUGUGUUUGAGGAUAUUGAUAGCGACGGACUACAAAAAAAAAAACAAGUAAAAAAAACAAAA